AUGGCAAACCAGCAUGUUGAUACAGAGUCACAAGAAUGGAGGCUUCCUUGGUGGUUGAAAUUUUUGGAUAAGACGAAUACGACCGUAACUGCUCUAACAGCCGGUUUCAUAUUAUAUACCCAAUCGUCUGGAGUAGCCUAUUUUGCUUCGGGUGCAGCAGCUUGUAUGAUAGCGGUGAAGAUUGUCAAGAAAAUGAUUCGCCAAGAAAGACCUGUAAUGCAGAGGCCGGGGAAGAAACGGAAAAAGACUUAUGGAAUGCCGAGUACCCACUCCACUACUAUCACAUAUUAUGCGACAUACAUCCUCCUUGCCAGUCUCUAUCUUCCGAUUCACCAUACCCUUCCUCAACACUGGACAACACGAAUUGUCCCGCCGCUAAUCGUUUUGCCUUGGGCUGGUUUAAUCGCUUUGUCUAGAAUAUGGCUCGGACACCACACCUUGGCUCAAGUAUCAGUCGGCUGCUCGUUUGGCUUUGCAUUUGCUUGGUUGUGGUUUUAUUUGUGGACAGAAGCUCUGAACAAAUACGGAAUAGAAGCAGAACAGCUAUGGCAAGCAUAUUAUUUAGCCCAUUGGAAGAUCAUCACGCCACACGCAGUGUCACAUCACGCAUCACUGUACUCAAUAAUGGACCACGAUGACCCAAUUUUCACCUUCUUUCCUGCCGAAGAAUCUGUCGACUUAUACGCUGUACUUUCCGUCUCCAAAGACUCCAAACUCGAUGAAAUCAAAAAGUCAUAUCGCCGUCUCGCUCUGAAAUACCACCCUGAUAAACACGCAACUGCCAGCGAAUUCGCGAAAAGUGAAGCUUCACUCAAGUUUCAACAAGUUGGAUUCGCAUAUGCUGUGCUGAGUGAUGAGAAGCGCAGGAGACGGUGGGACCUCAUGGGGAAGACGGAUGAGGGCUUUGAUCUCGCUCCAGGAGAGGAUGGUUGGGAGGCUUAUUUUGAGCAAAUGUUUGAUCGCGUCACGAGAGGUAAAUUAGACGAGAUGAAGAAGGAAUAUCAGUGCUCCUCCGAAGAAGUCGCAGAUCUCAAAGCUGCCUAUACCGAAACCGAGGGGUCUAUAGGCGACAUUAUGACUUUCAUUCCGCACUCUGCUCACGAGGAUGAAGCCCGGUUUAUCAUCAUAUUAUCCAACCUCAUAUCCAAGGGCGAGCUGACUUCUCUUCCGAAGUGGGAGUCCAGCAUCAAGGACGAGAAGGCGAAACUAGUACGACAGAAACAGAGUGAAAAGGAAGCGAAAGAGGCAGAAAAGCUAGCGAAGGAGCUUGGCGUUUGGGACGAAUUCUAUGGAAGUGGUAAAACGGGGAAACGGAAGGGUAAAGGUAAAGGUAAAGGGAAGGAUGAUCAGGAAGACGAGGGGGAGGAAGAUGUGUCUGCACUCCAAGCUCUCAUACUGAAGAAGAAGCAGAAGAACACCGAUAGCUUCUUUGAUAGUCUAGCAGCUAAAUACGCGGAACCCGCUGUGAAGACAAAGGGCAAGGGGAAAAAGAGAGCGAAACCUGUAGACGACGAGGAACUGGAGGAAUCUCCGAAAAAACGUUCAAAGAAAGCUGCGCCACCGCCUCCGGAUAUCGAUGAUGCCGAAUUUGAAAAGUUGCAACAGAAGCUCUUUGGCGACAAGGCGAAGGAUUCCUCACAGUCAGGAGGGAAGAAGGGGAAAGGAAGAAAGGCCAAGUAG
Lentinula edodes (shiitake mushroom) is the source of this 1680-nucleotide messenger RNA. RefSeq lists its product as uncharacterized. The transcript is spliced from 5 exons. Bases 1 to 1680 code for a protein of 559 amino acids. The record is from RefSeq and is a predicted model, not a curated record. Gene Ontology annotation, cellular component: cytoplasm; nucleus. Gene Ontology annotation, molecular function: heat shock protein binding. NCBI's taxonomy places the organism in Eukaryota, Fungi, Basidiomycota, Agaricomycetes, Agaricales, Omphalotaceae.